Messenger RNA from Alternaria infectoria, 396 nucleotides. RefSeq lists its product as uncharacterized. NCBI's taxonomy places the organism in Eukaryota, Fungi, Ascomycota, Dothideomycetes, Pleosporales, Pleosporaceae. The transcript is spliced from 2 exons. The coding region runs from base 1 to 396 and encodes 131 amino acids. The record is from RefSeq and is a predicted model, not a curated record.
AUGAAGCAAGCCGGCAUCGAAGUAGACAAGAACAGCGAACCCAGCCUACAAAUGAGGUACAAGAUCCAUAACUUCUGCAACACCGCAGUCCCGAACCUAUACGAUUUACUCGCUCUAUUCCUCGUGUGGCUCAAGUCGACCGACGAGCCCGUGGACAAUAACACCGAGCUGGGCAGCAUACCCUCGAUAUCUACUCUAGCCGAUCGCUUCACAAAGACAGAUCUCGGCUCGGAACACGGAGACAUCGUGGCUGGGGAGUACGCUUACUGCUGGCGACGUGAUACCGACGCAGUACUUACAGCAACUACCGAAGAACUGGCCGUAUACAAGCUACGGCGCGGCAAGAAAGGCAGGCCAGACUACCUCGUUCGCGUUGACAGACCCCAAUUCGACUAG